This is a messenger RNA of Rhinolophus ferrumequinum (greater horseshoe bat), 1743 nucleotides long. RefSeq names its product fms related receptor tyrosine kinase 3 ligand (gene FLT3LG). Gene Ontology annotation, biological process: positive regulation of cell population proliferation. The record is from RefSeq and is a predicted model, not a curated record. Gene Ontology annotation, cellular component: cell surface; membrane. The transcript has 8 exons. Gene Ontology annotation, molecular function: receptor tyrosine kinase binding; cytokine activity. The coding region runs from base 855 to 1733 and encodes 292 amino acids. NCBI's taxonomy places the organism in Eukaryota, Metazoa, Chordata, Mammalia, Chiroptera, Rhinolophidae.
AUUAGUGAUUGCAUUGAGUCUAGAAGUACAAUGAGUAUCUGAUUAGGCUAGAAAAGUGGCAGAGAGCAUCCCAGGCAGAGGGAACAGCACGUACAAAGGCCCACAGGUGGGAAACAGCUUUGGGGGAACUCUAGUGGGCUGAAUAGUGGUCCCCCAAAAGAUAUGUUCGCAUCCUCAUCACUUGAACCUAUGAAUGUGACAUUUGGAAAAACAGUCUUUUCAGAUGUAAUUCAGUUAAGGAUCCUGAGAGAAGAUCAUCCUGGGUUAUCCAAGUGGGACCUAAAUCUAAUGACAGGUGUCCUUACAAGAGACAGAAGGGGAGAAGACACAAGAGGACAAAGCCAAGAGGCAGAGGUGGAAAUCAGUGUCUAGCCUGCUCCCCUUUCCUGGAGGUUGGAGGUGGGAGGUCCACAAGUUAGGAUAUCCUAUGUCUUAAAGCCCAACCCCUUUAAUCUUGCGUUGGUCUUUCUUGCCUGCCCAACCCCCAUCCUGAGUCACCUCAUUAGCAUAAACUCAGGUGAUUUCAGGGGGCCCCUCAGGAAUAACAAAGACACUCCUAUCACUUAUCUGGGAAAGUCUGAGGACUUCAGAGGUGGUCUCCUAGGAACCAGAGACAAAGACCAGACAUGUUCUCUUUUAAACUACAAUAAUGAAGAAGGAAAGAGGCCAGGAUCCAUUUAUUCAUUCAACAAAGAUUGAUUGAACACCUGCUCUGAGCCAAGCACAGUUCUAGGUGCUGGAGAUCCAGCAGAAUAAACAGACGCCCACCGUGGUUCUCCUGGAGCUGACGUCCCCGUGGGGAAAACUGACAAUGAAGAAGAUCUGGCCACAGGCAUGAGGGGCCCCCGGCCGAGAUGACAGUGCUGCUGCCAGCCUGGAACCCAACAACCUCCCUGCUGCUGCUGCUGCUGCUGCUCAGCCCCUGCCUUCGUGGAACCCCCGACUGCUCCUUCGACUACAGCCCCAUCUCUUCCACCUUCGCCGACUCCAUCCGCAAGCUGUCUGACUACCUGCUUCAAGAUUAUCCCGUCACUGUUGCCUCCAACCUGCAGGAGAAUGAGUUCUGUGGGGCCUUCUGGCGCCUAGUCCUGGCCCAGCGCUGGAUGGGACGGCUCAAGACUGUGGCUGGGUCCCAGAUGGAAAACCUGCUGGAGGCUGUCAACACCGAGAUACACUUUGUCACCUUAUGUGCCUUCCAGCCCCUCCCCAGCUGUCUUCGCUUCGUCCAGACCAACAUCUCCCACCUCCUGCAGGACACCUCCAAGCAGCUGGUGGCCUUGAAGCCCUUGAUCACAAGCCGGAAUUACUCCAGGUGCCUGGAGUUGCAGUGUCAGCCGGACUCCUCCACCCUGUUGCCCCCAAGGAGUCCUUGGGCCUUGGAGGCCACAGUUCUGCCGGCCCCUCAGGCCCCUGUGCUGCUCCUUGUGCUGCUGCUGCCCGCGGCCCUCCUGUUGCUGGCUGCUGCCUGGUGCCUGCACUGGCGAAGGAGGAAGUGGAGAAUGCUUCGCCCUGGGGAGCAGAGGAGGACAUUGAGGCCCAGAGAGAGGAGUCACCUGCCAGAGGACACAGAGCCCGGACUUGGAGGAAGUCAGCUAGAGACUGGUCCCUGCCUCGACAGCACUGCCCCUGUCACUCUCUCCCCAGGAUGGAGGCAACGCCAGCACCCAGCGCCAGCCCCAACCGCACCUGCCCCCCUCUGUACAAAGCCCUUGUCCCCAGGAGAUUGUAUAUAAAUCCUUUCCU